CCUUGAGCUAUAUAUAUCAACCCCACCUUCAUCAUUCACCAUCACAUACCAAACGUUAACCGAUCAUAGUAUCAGAAAAGAAGUGAAAAUGAGUCAAGUUUCUGCAGAGAUGAAGGCCAAAUCUGAGGUGUACCAUGGAGAUGAACUGUGCCAAGAAAAGACCAAGUUGCUGCUGAAGGAGGUAGGGCUACCCAAUGGGCUUUUGCCCUUGAAGGACAUUGAAGAGUGUGGGUACGAGAAGGAAAGUGGGUUUGUGUGGCUGAAGCAGAAGAAGACCAUAAACCACAAGUUUGAGAAGAUUGGGAAGCUAGUGUCCUAUGCAACUGAGAUCACAGCCUUUGUUGAGGUUGGUAAGAUAAAGAAGCUCACUGGUGUGAAGGCGAAGGAACUCUUGAUUUGGGUGACACUGAAUGAGAUCUUUGUUGAUGAUCCACCCAGUGGGAAGAUCACCUUCAAGACCCCUACAGCGUUGUUCAGGACAUUCCCUGUCUCAGCUUUUGUGAUUGAGGAGCCAGUUAAGGAGCUCAAGAAUAAAGAAGAAAAAGAAGAAGAGAAGCAAGUGAAACAAGUUGGUAAUGCUGUUGAAGUUCAAGAAGUUUGAUUCUUCUUCCUCUCACUGUUAUAUUAUAAUAAGUUCAUUAUAUUCUAUAGGUUUCAUGUCUCAGUUGUAUUACAGCUACAGCUAUAUCUAGCUAACUAUGUAUCAGCUAUAUUGGCAUCUAAGCUAUCUACACUUUGAAAGAGAAAACGAUGCUUAAGUUAUAAAUUUGUAUUAGUAUU
Molecule: messenger RNA, 780 nt
Organism: Vigna umbellata (rice bean)
Lineage: Eukaryota; Viridiplantae; Streptophyta; Magnoliopsida; Fabales; Fabaceae
Source: RefSeq, a predicted model, not a curated record